UCCCCGCUGCACCCCCGUCCACUCCCGUGGUCCCUGGUCCGGCAUGGCGCGCGCGGUGGGGUCCGAGCGGAGGCUGCUGGCCAUCUACACCGGCGGCACCAUUGGCAUGCGGAGUGAGCUCGGCGUGCUCGUGCCUGGGACGGGCCUGGCUGCCAUCCUGAGGACACUGCCCAUGUUCCAUGACGAAGAGCAUGCCCGAGCCUGCGGCCUCUCUGAGGACAUCCUGGUGCUGCCCCCGGCCACCCCGAACCAGAGGAUUCUCUACACCGUGCUGGAGUGCCAGCCCCUCUUCGACUCCAGUGACAUGACCAUCGCUGAGUGGGUUCGCGUUGCCCAGACCAUCGAGAGGCACUACAAGCAGUACCACGGCUUUGUGGUCAUCCACGGCACUGACACCAUGGCCUUUGCUGCCUCGAUGCUGUCCUUCAUGCUGGAGAACCUGCAGAAGACCAUCAUCCUCACUGGGGCCCAGGUGUCCAUCCAUGCCCUGUGGAGUGACGGCCGUGAGAACCUGCUGGGGGCGCUGCUCAUGGCCGGCCAGUAUGUGAUCCCAGAGGUCUGCCUCUUCUUCCAGAAUCAGCUGUUUCGGGGCAACCGGACGACCAAGGUGGACGCUCGGAGGUUCGCGGCCUUCUGCUCCCCAAACCUGCCGCCUCUGGCCACUGUGGGUGCUGACGUCACAGUCAACAGGGAGCUGGUGCGGAAGGUCGGCGGGAAGGCGGGGCUGGUGGUGCACAGCAGCAUGGAGCAGGAUGUGGGCCUGCUACGCCUCUACCCUGGGAUCCCCGCCGCCCUGGUGCGGGCCUUCUUGCAGCCUCCGCUGAAGGGCGUGGUCAUGGAGACCUUCGGUUCGGGGAACGGACCCACCAAGCCCGACUUGCUGCAGGAGCUGCAGAUGGCGACAGAACGCGGCCUGGUCAUCGUCAACUGUACCCACUGCCUCCAGGGGACUGUGACCACAGACUAUGCAGCUGGCAUGGCCAUGGAGGGAGCUGGCGUCAUCUCAGGCUUCGACAUGACGUCGGAGGCCGCGCUGGCCAAGCUGUCGUAUGUGCUGGGCCAGCCAGGGCUGAGCCUGGAUGACAGGAAGGAGCUGCUGACCAAGGACCUUCGUGGGGAGAUGACACCACCCUCGGUGGAAGAGUGCCAGCCCUCACUGCAGGGCAACACGCUGGGCCGUGGGGUCUCCUGGCUCCUCAGUCUGAGUGGCAGCCAGGAGGCAGAUGCCCUGCGGAAUGCCCUGAUGCCCAGCCUGGCCUGUGCAGCCGCCCACGCCGGCAACCUGGAGGUGCUGCAGGUGCUUGUGGAGCUGGGCAGUGACCUGGGCCUGGUGGACUUUAACGGCCAAACCCCACUGCACGCGGCCGCCCGGGGAGGCCACGCAGAGGCCGUCACCAUGCUGCUGCAGGGAGGUGUGGACGUGAACACCCGGGACACGGACGGCUUCAGCCCGCUGCUGCUGGCCGUGCGGGGCAGGCAUUCAGGUGUCAUUGGGUUGCUUCGGGAAGCCGGGGCCUCCCUGUCCACCCAGGAGCUGGAGGAGGCAGGGACGGAGCUGUGCAGGCUGGCAUACAGGGCUGACCUCGAAGGCCUGCAGGUGUGGUGGCAGGCAGGGGCUGACCUGGGGCAGCCAGGCUAUGAUGGGUACAGCGCCCUGCACGUCGCGGAGGCAGCCGGGAACCUGGCAGUGGUGGCCUUUCUACAGAGCCUGGAGGGUGCAGUUGGUGCCCAGGUCCCAUGCCCAGAAGUGCUGCCUGGUGUCUAACCUGAAGCCGUCCUGCUGCAGUGUAAGCCAUUCCUGCCUGCCGUGACCUGCUGGAGGGGUCUCAGGCAUGACCCCACUGCUGGGGCUACUUCCCAGCCUGCUCUCAUGCAAAGCCUGAAGGCCUUUGUUGGGCAUAAUGACAAUAAAGUCUCUGGCAUCUCCUCACCAGGUCUAUACAGCCUGGCCCCGAGUGGGCCUGUCUGGGUCCGGGACUGUGGACG
Messenger RNA from Chlorocebus sabaeus (green monkey), 1986 nucleotides. RefSeq names its product asparaginase (gene ASPG). Gene Ontology annotation, biological process: amino acid metabolic process. The record is from RefSeq and is a predicted model, not a curated record. NCBI's taxonomy places the organism in Eukaryota, Metazoa, Chordata, Mammalia, Primates, Cercopithecidae. Gene Ontology annotation, molecular function: protein binding; asparaginase activity.